Messenger RNA from Budorcas taxicolor (takin), 1034 nucleotides. It is a transcript of the gene MTX3, whose product is annotated as metaxin 3. Lineage: Eukaryota; Metazoa; Chordata; Mammalia; Artiodactyla; Bovidae. Gene Ontology annotation, biological process: mitochondrion organization. The record is from RefSeq and is a predicted model, not a curated record. Bases 10 to 912 code for a protein of 300 amino acids. The transcript has 10 exons. Gene Ontology annotation, cellular component: SAM complex.
CCCGGCAAGAUGGCGGCCCCCUUGGAACUCAGUUGCUGGGGAGGCGGCUGGGGGCUCCCGUCGGUGCACAGCGACUCCCUGGUGGUGAUGGCUUACGCCAAAUUUUCUGGUGCACCCCUGAAAGUCAAUGUCAUAGAUAACACCUGGAGAGGUUCAAGAGGAGAUGUACCAGUUUUGACAACUGAAGACAAUACUAUUUCUCAGCCGGCAAAAAUACUAAACUUUUUAAGAAAACAGAAAUACAAUGCUGAUUAUGAACUUUCAGCAAAACAAGGGGCAGAUACGCUAGCUUACAUUGCUCUCCUUGAAGAGAAGCUUCUUCCUGCAGUGCUUCACACAUUCUGGGUUGAGAGUGACAAUUACUUUACUGUGACAAAGCCAUGGUUUGCUUCACGAAUGCCUUUUCCGUUGAGUUUGAUCCUGCCUGGAAGAAUGUCUAAAGGAGCACUGACUAGGAUUCUCCUAACCAGGGGAGAGCCUCCCCUCUACCACCUUCGAGAAGUAGAAGCUCAGAUAUACAGAGAUGCGAAGGAGUGCCUAAAUCUUCUGUCAAACAGAUUGGGAAGAUCUCAGUUUUUCUUUGGAGAUAUGCCUUCCACGUUGGAUGCCUAUGUGUUUGGCUUUCUCGCACCUCUUUAUAAAGUACGUUUUCCUAAAGUUCAGUUACAAGAACAUUUGAAGCAGCUCUCCAACCUGUGUCGCUUUUGUGAUGACAUCCUAAACAGUUAUUUUAGGGUUGGUCUUGGAGCAUUUUCCUGCGUGAACAGAAAUGAGCAGCAGAUUGAUUUUGGUGAGGUACACUCCCAUGAUUCCACUACUUGCAAACUGAUUGCACCAGACUGGAGGCAUCUCUCCUGCUGGACAAGAAACGGUAGAUGCAAAUCUGCAGAAACUGACACAACUUGUAAAUAAGGAAUCCAACUUGAUUGAGAAGAUGGAUGACAAUCUUCGCCAAAGCCCUCAGCUUCCUCCUCGGAAACUGCCAACACUUAAAUUGACUCCAGCAGAAGAAGAAAGUAAUUCCUUACAACGGC